Molecule: messenger RNA, 627 nt
Organism: Acaulospora morrowiae
Lineage: Eukaryota; Fungi; Glomeromycota; Glomeromycetes; Diversisporales; Acaulosporaceae
Source: the annotation of a GenBank genome assembly
AUGGUAAUGCCAAAUACUAAUUUAGACGAUUCACAAAGCCCCCUACUCGAUCAAAAUGGCAUUCAACCAACUGAACAAUCGUUACAAAUCCCAACAUUAACUGGGCCAACAAAAAUAAACAUGUCCUUCAUCUUUUCACUUGUUGCUAGUAGCGGAGUAUUUCUUUUCGCCGGUACCGUAUGGUACAUCGUUUUUGAUGCAGAAUAUGAAUUUUUUAUUUGGCAUCCCACGUUGAUGGCCUUGGUCCUUUUAUCCAUCACACAAGGCGUCCUUGUUCUCCAAACUGCAGUAAGAAAAGAAGAGAGAGAGAAAGGGCUUUUAUGGCACAAAAUCAUACAAACCGUUGUCUUUUUAAGUGUCAUCGGAGGAUUCACCAUUAUUUACACACAUAAAAGCAGUACUAACAAAGAACAUUUUACAUCCCCUCAUGGGAAAUUUGGGGUAUUUACAUUCGUGUAUCUCUUAUUCCAAACAGUUGGAGGAUCGAUAUUAGCCAAUUUUCCUGGUUUGGUAGGAGGAGCGGCCAAAGCAAGAGGACUAUAUAAGUACCAUCGAAUCUCAGGAUACGUGUUAGUGUCUUUAGUUUACCUCACCGCUCUAGGUGGUACCCAGACUGACUGGGCCUAG